Molecule: messenger RNA, 4331 nt
Organism: Coregonus clupeaformis (lake whitefish)
Lineage: Eukaryota; Metazoa; Chordata; Actinopteri; Salmoniformes; Salmonidae
Gene: npc1
Product: Niemann-Pick disease, type C1
Exons: 25
Coding region: 95-3928 (1277 amino acids)
Cellular component (GO): membrane
Molecular function (GO): lipid carrier activity
Source: RefSeq, a predicted model, not a curated record
CAGGAAACGCCGAUUUUUUUGGGGGUUCAUAUUGCUAACUAUAACGAUAGUCAUUAGUUGGAAUGCCAGUGAAGUAUUUGUGACAGUAAGAGGGAUGGGGCUCUUAUCAGAAAGAAGCAAUUUAUGUUUAUUUUUCCUCUUCAUAAUUUUGACAGAGGGGCAUUAUAAAUGGGUUCAAGCCCAGCACUGUGUGUGGUACGGUGAGUGUGGGGAGUCCGAGAAGGUCCAGGGGAAGAAGUACAACUGCAACUAUACAGGACCGCCCAUCCCACUUCCAGCAGAGGGCCAUGACCUGCUCACGGAGCUGUGUCCAGGCUAUGACUAUGGGAACCGGAGUCUGUGCUGUGAUGUCCAGCAGCUCCAGACUCUGAAAGGGAGCCUUCAGUUGCCCCUACAGUUCCUCUCUCGAUGCCCAGCCUGUUUCUUCAACCUGAUGAACCUGUUCUGUGAGCUAACCUGCAGCCCCCACCAGAGUCACUUUAUGAAUGGAACCAAGUUCACUAAUGACACAGCUGCCAACGAGACCAAUGUGGUGGAAGUCCAGUACUACAUUGGACAGACAUUUGCCAAUGCCAUGUACAAUGCUUGUCAGGAUGUCCAGGCUCCCUCCAGUAACGUGAAGGCCUUGUCACUGCUCUGUGGGAAAGACGCCAGUGACUGCAACGGCACCAACUGGAUCGAGUACAUGUUCAACAUCAACAAUGGACAGAGUCCCUUCCCCAUCAUCCCUAUAUUCUCAGACGUGCCAGUGUCCGGUAUGACCCCCAUGGACAACAAGACAUACGGCUGUACAGAGGGUCUGGAGGACGGUUCUGGUCCCUGCUCCUGCCAGGACUGUAGCCAGGCCUGUGGCCCCCAGCCUGUCCCCCCUCCCCUGCCACCACCAUGGACCAUCCUGGGCAUAGACGCUAUGGUCGUCAUCAUGUGGAUCUCCUACAUGGCCUUCCUCCUUGUCUUCAUCGGAACCGUGAUCGGCGCCUGGUGCUACAGAAAAAGGACGAUAGAGUCUGAGUAUGGCCCAAUAUUGGACAGCAAUAACCCUCACUCUCGGAACAAUGAAAACAUUGAACAAGUGGAUGCAUCGUGUGGCGAGACAGUGGGCGAGCGCUUCGAGAACGCCCUGCGUUACCUCUUUACCCGCUGGGGCUCGUUUUGUGUACGGCAGCCCCUCAUGGUCAUCCUGGGCAGCCUGGUCGUAGUGGCCGCAUGCUCAGGGGGCCUGGUCUGCAUGAAGAUCACCACAGACCCCGUGGAGCUGUGGUCCUCGCCCAGCAGCCAGGCCAGGCAGGAGAAAGACUACUUUGACAGCCACUUUGGACCCUUCUUCAGGGCAGAGCAGCUCAUCAUCACCACCACAUUGCAGUCAAAAUCCAUCUACUCCCCGUACCCCUCGGGGGAUGACGUGCCCUUUGGAGCCCCCCUGAACAAGGACGUCCUCCACCAGGUGUUGGAUCUCCAGACGGACAUAGAGAACAUAGUGGCCUCAUACGGGGACCAGAAGGUGACCCUAAAGGAUAUCUGCUUGGCCCCGCUAGCCCCCUACAACGACAACUGUACCAUCCUCAGUGUUCUCAACUACUUCCAGAACAGCCACGAACAGCUGGACCGUAGCAUAGGAGAUGACUUCUACGUCUUCGCAGACUACCACACACACUUCCUCUACUGCGUCAGUGCCCCAGCAUCCCUCAACGACACCAGUGUGCUCCAUGAUCCCUGCCUGGGCACCUACGGAGGCCCCGUCUUCCCCUGGCUGGUCCUGGGAGGCUAUGAUGCCACCAACUACAACAACGCCACAGCUCUAGUGAUCACGUUCCCUGUCAACAACUACCAUAACGACACUGUCAAGCUGGGGAAAGCUCUGGCCUGGGAGAAAGAAUUCAUCAGCUUCCUGAAGAACUAUAGCAACCCAAACCUGACCAUCUCCUUUAACUCUGAGCGGAGCAUCGAGGACGAGAUCAACCGCGAGAGCGAAAGUGACCUCAGCACCGUCGUGGUCAGCUAUGCUAUCAUGUUCGUCUACAUCUCUCUGGCGUUAGGACACAUCCACAGCUUCAGGAGAGUACUGGUGGACUCUAAGAUCUCCCUGGGCAUAGCAGGCAUCGUGAUCGUGCUGAGCUCAGUGGCCUGUUCUCUGGGCAUCUUCAGCUACGCUGGCGUCCCUCUGACACUCAUCGUCAUCGAGGUCAUCCCCUUCCUGGUGCUGGCCGUGGGCGUCGACAACAUCUUCAUCAUCGUACAGACAUACCAGAGGGAUGAGCGGAUGCCUCAAGAGGAGCUGCACCAGCAGAUAGGCCGUAUCCUUGGAGACGUGGCUCCCAGCAUGUUCCUCUCCUCCUUCUCUGAGACAGUGGCUUUCUUCCUGGGGGCCCUGUCCACUAUGCCAGCGGUGCGGACCUUCUCCCUGUUUGCUGGGUUAGCUGUGUUCAUUGACUUCCUGCUACAGAUCAGCUGCUUCGUCAGCCUGCUGGGCCUGGACGCCAAGAGGCAGGAGGGGAAUCGUCUGGACAUUGUGUGCUGUGUGAAGCUGCCAGAGGGCCAGGAGAAGAAGACUGAUGGCUUCCUCUUCCGCUUCUUCAAGAAUAUCUACGCCCCCUUCAUCCUCAAGGAGUGGGUCAGACCCAUAGUGGUGUCUGUGUUUGUGGGGAUGCUGUCCUUCAGUAUCGCUGUCACCAAUAAGGUAGAGAUUGGACUGGACCAGAAGCUCUCCAUGCCUGAUGACUCGUAUGUGCUGGACUACUUUAAGAACCUGAGUGCGUACCUCCACACGGGUCCUCCGGUCUACUUCGUGGUGGAGGACGGCCAUGACUACCUGAGUCUGGAGGGCCAGAACUCUGUGUGUGGAGGGGUGGGCUGCAACAAUAACUCUCUGAUCCAACAGGUCUACACAGCAUCUCUCAUUAGCAACUACACCACUAUAGGAUUCAACCCGUCAUCGUGGCUGGAUGAUUACUUUGACUGGGUCAAGCCUCAGUCCACCUGUUGUAGAUAUUACAACUCCUCUGGGGCCUUCUGCAAUGCCUCAGUGGUCGACGCAUCGUGUUUGCAUUGCCGCCCCAUGACCCCGAGCGGGAAGCUGAGGCCUACGGAACAGGACUUCAUGAAGUUCCUACCCAUGUUCCUGUCAGACAACCCCAACGUCAAGUGUGGGAAAGGUGGUCACGCAGCCUACAGUUCAGCGGUGGUUCUAAAGGGGAACGACACGUCUGUGGGGGCCACCUACUUCAUGACCUACCACUCCAUCCUCAAGGACUCACCUGACUUUAUAGACGCCAUGAAGAUGGCCCGUGUCCUGGCUGACAACAUCACAACUGCCAUGGGACACAAAGUUUUCCCCUACAGUGUGUUCUACGUGUUCUACGAGCAGUACCUGACCAUCGCCUACGACACGGUCUUCCAGCUGGGCGUGUCGCUGGCGGCCAUCUUUGUGGUUACCACGGUGCUGCUGGGCUUUGAGCUGUGGUCAGGAGUGCUGGUCAGCUUCACCAUCGCCAUGAUCCUGGUCAACAUGUUCGGGGUCAUGUGGCUAUGGGACAUCAGCCUCAACGCUGUGUCCCUCGUCAACCUCGUCAUGAGCUGUGGUAUCUCUGUGGAGUUCUGCAGUCACAUAGUGAGGGCCUUCUCCAUCAGUGUGAAGAGUACCAGGGUGGAGAGGGCUGAGGAGGCUCUGGCCCACAUGGGCAGCUCAGUGUUCAGUGGCAUCACUCUGACUAAGUUUGGAGGGAUCCUGAUCCUGGCUCUGUCCAAGUCCCAGAUCUUCCAGAUCUUCUACUUCCGCAUGUACCUGGCCAUGGUGCUGCUGGGGGCCACGCACGGACUCAUCUUCCUCCCUGUGCUGCUCAGCUACGCAGGUCCUUCGGUCAACAAGGCCAAAGUGUUUUCAGCCAACAAGCGCUACGCCGGCACAGAAAGGGAACGCCUCCUCAACUAGAGACAGUACAAUGGUAUGAACCAACUAACCAGCCUGUCAGGUUUGGGAGAGACUGUGUGGGUAUGGGGUGACACAGCGCGACAGGAGCAGCUGUUUCUAUGAUUAUUGACACACUCAUCAACAACUCACUACGCAGCGCAACGCAGGGAUGCAACUCAGGAAUAACAGUGUGGGGUGUCUGUCAGAGGCCUUGUCCAGUGCUUCCUUUCGCUUAUUUAAUUAUCAAGGGUAAUUCUGGGUAGUAUGCAUUAGUGCACACAGUGGCAAACGUUUUGCAACGGAAAAUGAAAAAAUUGCAUUUAAGUCCAGGGCCCGUAUUCACAAAGCAUCUGAGUAGAAGUACUGAUUUUAGGAUCAAUUUAGCCUUUUAGAUCACAAUGAAUAUGAUUACGUUGACAGGGCG